Paramecium pentaurelia is the source of this 859-nucleotide messenger RNA. NCBI's taxonomy places the organism in Eukaryota, Ciliophora, Oligohymenophorea, Peniculida, Parameciidae. The record is from the annotation of a GenBank genome assembly.
AAUGAUUAGAAUUUUAACUAUUGCAAUAUGUAUUACUAUUAUUUUUGGAUCAUUCGUCAAAGAAUAAUAAGCAAUCAAUAACAUAGAAGUAAUUUAAAUUGAAAUUCAUUUUUCAGUGUACUUACGUGGAAUACAAAAGACCAGAAAUAUUUUAUGUUACAGGAACAGGAUCUCUAAGCGUUGAACCUACAAUAGCCUCUGUCAAUUUUGCAAUAGAGAUUUAAAAUGAACUUGCAGAAGUUGCUUUGAAUACUGCCAAUAAAAUAUAAACGUAAGCAUUUAAGUAAAUACAUCUUAAAAAUUUAAUAGAUCAUUGUAAUCAGUUGACACAACAAAUACUGGAGUGAAGAUUUCAACUACUUAAUUUUAGAUGUUCCCUCAUUCAGAAUAUGAUUAUCCUUAUAAUGGAAAUGCUUAACUAAAAUUCUAGGGAUAUAAAGUAAUCAUUAACCAAAAAUUGGAAACCCCUAAUUUGAAAAUAGUUGGAAAAUUGAUUGAUGCUGCCAUCAAUGCAGGAGUAACUACAAUUAACAAUGUUUCCUUUGAUAUCAAACCAGAAUAAAAGUCUGAAUUGAAAGAUUAAAUUCUCUAAUUAGCCAUCAAAGAUGCAACAAAUAAAGUAUGUCUAUUAAUUAAAUUCGAUAGGCUGAAAUUACAUUAAAAGCUUUGGAUAUGAAAAUUCAUUCCAUUAAAAGUAUUUCCAUCAAUUAAUCAUAUGCACCAAGACCUGUAUAUGAAGAUCAAGCAUUAAUGAAGGAGACACUUAUUGGUGCUGCUCCAACUGAAAUCUUUGCUUAAGAAUAAAACUUAUAACAUUCAGUCACUGUAGGAUUUAUCAUUGUUCCUAUUGAUCAAUGAA